AUGGUUUGGUGUUAUCGUUUCGUCGAGAGUGGAGACUGGGAAAUCAAAAACAUCACGGCCGAAAUAUCAACAACUGAUCAUGGCGACUGCUGCCCGUUUAACUUUAGCGAAGUGGUUUACACCUUAACUAUGGAACGAAAGUCACUGUACUACAUGUUCUACCUCACUAUUCCUUCCGUUUUACUGACGGUCCUCGCACUGAGCAGUUUUCUAAUCCACGUUGAGAGCGGAGAACGUAUUGGCUUCGUGACAACGGUUCUACUGGCCAUGACGGUGUUUCUGCUCGUCAUCCCCUCCUUCCUGCCCGUCACUUCGGAUGGACUUCCGAUCUUGGGUGUCAAUCUCCAAGCUUCUAUGAUAAUCAUUGCGUUAGUGUUAUUCGCCAAUAUAUUUGUAGUGAGAGUGUACUUCAAGGAAGGAACACCCCCAGGAUGGAUCGAAAGAUUUUGCGACUUCUGCAGUAUCAAGAAGGGAAAAAGAGUGAGGAAAAUUAAUGUAUCGCGGCCUGAUAGUGGGUCUUCUGUGGCUCCUGGACGUUCCGCGGUAACCGUAAACGGUGUUGAGAUGACAGAGCCAAACCACAAGAACUCAACAUUGGAUGAUAGGAAGGACGAGGAACCAGAAUACUCGUGGAAAAGAGUGGCCAAAAAAAUGGAUUACAUGUUUCUUUUGCUUUUCCUCAUCAUUGUGGCUGUGGCAUAUAUUGUCACAUUUGUAACACCGAUGUAGACCCCAAUCAGAUCAUUUCAGAACUGUUGAAGGGACUAGUGACUAGUAGACCCCAUUAAAACUGGGGACGAGUUUAUUUUGGCCAUCUUGGGUAGCUUGACUCAUUCCCAGUCCUAUUGGGGCCUUGUAGUCUCUAGUUCCUUCAAUUGUCACCAUACUCCUUGAUGUGCUGAGAAUCCAAAGUUGGUGAUAGCGUCUACUAAUUACUUUGUUCGCAAGUGAUCAGAGCGCGUGAAACGUUUACAUAAGUAAGUAAGUAAGUAAUUUAUUUAAACACGCAGACACCUAAAAGUUAACAAAACUCGAUAGAAAGUGCAUGGGUAUGAAAGAAAAAAUUAAAAAAAACCUAAGUUAAAAACUUGGACUUAACUAAGAUUUCAUACUUGUACAAGACAAAACCUAGUAUAAAUAUUCCAAGUCAAAACUUUGAAAGGCCUGUUUAAACAUCUUAAGAUUUUCGGAUUUUCUAAUAUAGAGUGGAAGUUUAUUCCAUAGUUUGCUAGUACUGAAAGAAAAGGAUUUAUGCCUCCACUCAUUGCUGAAAUGAGGCUGAAACAAGUUGCUUCCCUUACCCCCUAGAUUAUAACAUACAUCUCUUAUACUCAGAAAUUCAGCAAUGUAGGGCUUUGGACCUGUAGAGUUAAGACAUUUGUAAAUUAACACCAAAGCUUGGUAAUAACGACGGUGCUUAGAAGUAUUCAUUCCCACAUGACUCGGUAGAAUUUCGUAACUUUCAUUCUUAGUCCUAAAUAAAGUUCCUAAGAUACAAUAGUUAGCAUCAUCGAGUCUGUCGCUCCGCACCUUACCAAGAUAAAUUAGAACUGUAUUACCGUAUUCUAAAUGUGGAACUAUAAACGAUUUAUAUAGGAGAAUUAUAGUGUUCACGGAAAUAAAGCGAGAUAUUCGUUUAAGAGCUGA
This is a messenger RNA of Stylophora pistillata, 1647 nucleotides long. Its product is annotated as neuronal acetylcholine receptor subunit alpha-7-like. The record is from RefSeq and is a predicted model, not a curated record. NCBI's taxonomy places the organism in Eukaryota, Metazoa, Cnidaria, Anthozoa, Scleractinia, Pocilloporidae.